Molecule: messenger RNA, 1782 nt
Organism: Glycine soja
Lineage: Eukaryota; Viridiplantae; Streptophyta; Magnoliopsida; Fabales; Fabaceae
Exons: 3
Coding region: 69-1457 (462 amino acids)
Biological process (GO): endoplasmic reticulum calcium ion homeostasis
Cellular component (GO): endoplasmic reticulum
Molecular function (GO): calcium ion binding
Source: RefSeq, a predicted model, not a curated record
AGAGUGAUGAGGCCUUAACUUAACUCGGAAUGUGUCUUGUGUAAUCGAAUUAGGUAUUGUUUCUGAGUAUGGGAAAUCCGAGUCUCUCAUCUCUCUUGUUGGUCUUACUCUGCAUCAUCUCUCUCAUCCUUGCCUUGGCUCAGGCAGAUUCAGAUUCUCAUUUCGAAGGCUUUGAAGCCGAAGACGACGAUGACGACUUGGAAGACUCUUCCAUCCAUCCAGCCUCUCUCCGAUCACCCCCCCUCUCCGACCCUACUCCCACUCCCCAGCCUCCACCUUCGGAUCUCCCCAAAUUCCCUCCCUUCGAUUUUUGGGACGACGAUGAAUUCGAAGGCGUCCCCGUGGAACACUCCUCCCCCGAGCCUCCCUCCGAUCCCAAAUCCCCCGAAAACGCCACCACCACUCAAACCCCUCCAACCCCCAACCCUCCUCGCUCCUUCUCCGUGGAGAUCAUCUGCGGAAGCUUUCUUAUCAUGUUCGCAAUCAAUUACUUCUCCGGGAAGCGCGAGAACGAGAACAUCGCGCUGUCGUGGGCGGCGCAGUUCGCGGCGAAGGAUUCGAUCUUCGAGAAGAAUUUCAGCCUCUUGUGGAUCGGCGACGGUGUAGACGAGGAGGAAGCGCCACUGCUGCUGAAGGAAGGCCAGACGACGUUCAAGUACUACGCGAGCGGGAGAAGGUACUGCCAGGGGUUGCUUGCCACUCUGGAGUUGAAGAGCAGGCACGAUCUCAUCGCCAGGAUCUACAACAUGAUCGUUCCUUGCAGGGACGAGAUCGCCUUCGAGGUCUACAUGAACGACGACGCCAUGGAUCAUGUCGUUUUCGCCAUGGCCAAGAAGAAGGUCGCCAAGGCCAUGCACAAGGAUGUCACGGAUUUGCAGAGGUUCGGUACCCUUCUCUCGGCUCCCUCUGCCACUGCCACUGCCACUGCCACUGCCCGUAAGUGGGUCGCUGAUGACCUCGCUGUCAUUUCUGAGUCCAAGGAGGUCGCUAAUGAUUUGAUCACCGAUGCCGUCAUUGAUCAGGUUUUUGGUGAGAAAGCUUUUGAGAAAUUUGGAAAAGGUUUAAUUUCAUUGCAUUUCUCCGACCAGCACCCUGGUAUACACAAAAAGAUAUUGUUGUUCAAGUUUGUGCUUCCAGCUGCUAAGGACAUGGCUGAUAUGACUCGACUGGUGGCUCUUGUUCCGUAUUAUAUUGACUUGAUCGGACGAUACAAAUUAAGUUCUCAGGCUCGGUCUAAAACAGAGGCUGCACGACAAAAGGCUGCUCUAGAAGCACAGAAAGAACUCCGAAAUGCGCAGCAAGAAGCCAUGCAGAGAAGAAAAGCAGAGAGGAAAAAGAUGGUGGAGGAGGCUGAGGCAAAGCUCAGUGCAGAGGCUGUUCGAAAGAAAGAAGCAAAAGAGCGUGCUCGUCAAAUGAAGAAGGCAAUGCCAAGGAUGAAAAUGUCUCGUGGUGCCUAAUUCUUGAAUUGAUGAUUCGUUCGCCUGUAGAAUUGAAGGCCUUACCCACCCCAGCGUACGUUGUAUUGUAGUUGGCCUUUUGUAGAAUUUACGGCAAUGUACGUUUUUAGUUGGCAUUUCAUCCUAACUAGCUAGAUGGGUGUGACCACGUCUUAGGGGGAUUUUGAAUGUACCAAAAUUUCCAUUUUAGAGCUCUUGAUAACAAGUUAAAUCUCUUUAUUCUAGCUUCCAUGUGACAGUUCUGUAUUCCCAUUUUCUUUUUUCAUCGUGCUGUGACAAAUGUCUAAUGACCUUGCUUUUGAAUUUUUUGAACUCUAUUUUCAUA